This is a messenger RNA of Telopea speciosissima, 1905 nucleotides long. Its product is annotated as histone-lysine N-methyltransferase ASHR1. NCBI's taxonomy places the organism in Eukaryota, Viridiplantae, Streptophyta, Magnoliopsida, Proteales, Proteaceae. Bases 80 to 1645 code for a protein of 521 amino acids. Gene Ontology annotation, cellular component: nucleus. Gene Ontology annotation, molecular function: protein binding. The record is from RefSeq and is a predicted model, not a curated record. The transcript is spliced from 14 exons.
UUUUGGUUUCUGUAGCACCGAGUCUGAGCUCAACAUUUCAGUUCAACUUCUAGAGUUCACCAUUGCUUCUUGUUCUGACAUGGAGGAUUUGCAGAGUGCCCUUUCAGGUCGGGGGUUAACUGUCUCAACACACCCAGAGAAAGGUCGUUGUCUCGUCUCCAUUAGAGAUUUCUCACCAGGCGAUGUGAUCAUAAGCCAAGAGCCUUAUGCCUCUGUACCAAAUAACUCUUCAGUCGACGUAAAAUGUGAUGGUUGUUUUACAUCAAGCAACCUUAAGAAAUGCUCAGCUUGUCAGGCUGUUUGGUACUGUGGCAGCAUGUGCCAGAAGUUGGAGUGGAAGUUGCACCGUCUUGAAUGCCAAGCUCUUGCAGGACUCAGUAAAAAUAGACGGAAGUCUGUUACACCUUCAAUACGUUUGAUGAUGAGACUCUAUCUUAAGAGAAAAUUGCAAAGUGAGCAGGUCAUUCCAAAGACUGCUACAGAUAACUACAACUUGGUGGAGGCACUGGUGUCUCGUAUCCUAAUUCAUUAUCUUUUGGUCAAUAAUGUGCUUGCUCCGUACACUUUCUGGCCUUUUUUUGUUUUUUUUUUUAAUUCCUUGUCCUGGUUGUUUGAUUUGACCAUUGACUUUCUUCAAGACAUGCCCGAUAUUGAUGAGAACCAGCUAGUGCUAUAUGCACAGAUGGCUAACCUUGUCAACUUGAUACUUCAGUGGCCUGAUAUCAACAUAAAAGAGAUUGCAGAAAAUUUUUCCAAGCUUGCAUGCAAUGCCCAUACAAUCUGUGACAGUGAACUAAGACCACUGGGGACAGGAUUGUAUCCUGUAGUUUCUAUCAUUAACCACAGCUGCUUGCCCAAUUCAGUGUUGGUAUUUGAAGGGAAUGAAGCAGUUGUUCGGGCCAUGGAGCCUAUACCCAAAGGUACAGAGGUUUUGAUAAGUUACAUAGAAACUGCUGGAAGUACUGCAACUCGGCUUAAGGCUCUCAAAGAGCAAUAUCUUUUCACAUGCACAUGUUCCCGUUGCAUGAAAGUGGGCCUGGACGAUGACAUUCAAGAAAGUGCAAUUCUGGAAGGAUAUAGAUGCAAAGACGAUAAGUGCAAUGGUUUCUUGCUUCGUGAUGCAGAUGACAAUUCAUUCAGAUGUCAACAAUGUGGACUACUUAGAAAAAAGGAAGAGAUAGAUCAGAUCACAAGUGAAGUAAAAUUACUUUCAGACAAGGCUUCAACAUCUCUGUCCUCUGAUUAUCCGGAAGCCUGUGCUAUGUAUAAGAUGAUUGAGAAACUCCAACUGAAAUUGCGCCAUUCCCUUUCAGUCAAUUUGAUGCGGACUCGAGAAACCCUCCUCAAGAUUUUGAUGGAGCUGAAAUAUUGGAGAGAAGCAUUAACAUAUUGUAAAUUGACCAUUCCCGUAUAUCAAAGAAUAUAUCCAAUUGUUCAUCCUUUGCUUGGAUUGCAACAUUAUACUAGUGGGAAACUGGAAUGGUUACUUGGGGACACAGAAGAUGCUAUCAAAUCAUUUGCGAAGGCAGUUGAUAUAUUGCACAUUACUCAUGGCAGAAAUACACCUUUCAUGAAGGAUCUCCUGAUCAAACUGGAGGAAGCACGUGCAGAAGCCGCUUACAAACUUUCUCCCUACGAGGGGUAGCAAAUACCCUGUUUCUCCCAGUGACCUCUUUCCUUUCAGCCAAAAGAGGCCUUUUUGAGCCCCUCCAUUUGGUUGAGGGCUGUCUUCGCUUGAAGAUGUAAAGAGAGUAAGGCUAUUAGAUUUCUCUGUCAUUGAGCUCAUUCGUAGGUUGGUUGUAGGCAAGACAAGAUGGUUCCUGAAAUCAAUUCUUCAUCCCUUGUAUUGGUUCACAUUAUGGGAAGAAAGAGGAGAUAAUUUUAUUUAUGGAGCUUCAAUCACUG